Molecule: messenger RNA, 1548 nt
Organism: Linum tenue
Lineage: Eukaryota; Viridiplantae; Streptophyta; Magnoliopsida; Malpighiales; Linaceae
Source: the annotation of a GenBank genome assembly
AUGGCUAUGCCUUCUUCGUCUUCCUUCAUCUCCUCGUACUACACUCUCAUCUUCCCUUUCCUCGCCGCCGUCAUCUUCCUCUCCUUCUCCAAACGCAAACGCCGGCCCAACCUGCCCCCAGGCCCGCCGGGCUGGCCAAUCGUGGGUAACCUCUUCCAAGUCUCCCGCUCCGGAAAGCCCUUCUUCCAGUACGUCGACGAGGUCCUCCGGCCCAAUUACGGCCCAAUCUUCACCCUCAAAAUGGGGGCCCGCACCUUGAUCGUCCUCACCGACGCCGACUUGGCCCACGAGGCCUUCAUCGAGAAGGGCGCCACCUUCGCCACCCGGCCCGCCGAAAACCCGACCCGCGCCAUCUUCAGCUGCAACAAGUUCACCGUCAACGCCGCCCUCUACGGCCCCGUCUGGCGCUCGCUGCGGCGGAACAUGGUCCAGAACAUGCUCGGGUCGGGUCGGGUCAAGGAGUUCCGGCGCCUCCGCGAGUCCUCCAUGAAUACCCUUGUAGCCCGGAUUCGGGCCGAGGCAGGGGAGAACGGCGAAGGACCCGUCUGGGUGCUGCAGAACGCCCGAUUCGCCUUCUUUCGUAUCUUACUGGCGAUGUGCUUCGGGUUCGAGAUGGAUGAUGAUACGGUGGAUGAGAUGGAUCGGGUUUUGAAAUCGGUGCUAAUGGUUCUCGACCCGCGAAUCGACGAUUUCUUGCCGAUUCUGAGACCGUUUUUCUUGAAGCAGAGGAAUCGGGCGGCGGCGGUGAGGAAAGAACAGGUCGACGCCAUCGUUCCCCUCAUCAAACGGCGUCGUAGGAUGCUGCAGGACCACGUUUUAGAUCCCAAAGCGAUGUCGUUUUCGUACCUGGACACGCUCUUCGAACUUCGGGUCGACGGGCGGGAUUCCGGACCCUCUGACCCGGAAUUGGUAACCCUAGUAUCGGAAUUCGUGAACGGCGGAACCGACACCACCGCCACGGCGGUGGAGUGGGGGAUUGCGCAGCUAAUUGCGAACCCCGAGGUGCAGGGGAACCUUUACGCCGAGGUCGCCGCCGUGGUCGGAGGGAGCGGCCGGAAAAUCGGGGAGGAGGACGUGGAGAGUAUGCCGUACCUUCAAGCCGUCGUGAAGGAGAUUCUCCGGAAGCACCCUCCGACGUACUUUACUCUGAGCCACGCGGUGACGGAGCCGGCGACGUUGGGGGGAUACGAUGUUCCGACGGACGCCAGCGUGGAGGUGUUUCUGCCGGCGAUCGGGGAGGACCCGAGGAUUUGGUCGGAUCCGGGGCGGUUCGAACCGGGCCGGUUCGCUUCGGGGCGGGAGGAGGCCGAUAUUACAGGGGUCACCGGAGUGAAGAUGUUGCCGUUUGGGGGCGGCCGGCGGAUUUGUCCAGGGCUGGGACUGGCGAGCGUGCAUCUCCACCUGAUGAUGGCUAGGAUGGUCCAGGAGUUCGAGUGGAGUGCGUUUCCGCCGGCGGCGGAGAUUGAUUUUGAAGGGAGGAUGGCGUUUACGGUGGUGAUGAAGCAUAGUUUGAGGGCCAUUGUUAAGCCCAGGCCUCAAUCAAGAUAA